Molecule: messenger RNA, 615 nt
Organism: Alternaria triticimaculans
Lineage: Eukaryota; Fungi; Ascomycota; Dothideomycetes; Pleosporales; Pleosporaceae
Exons: 3
Coding region: 1-615 (204 amino acids)
Source: RefSeq, a predicted model, not a curated record
AUGAUGGCUGCCGCUGCUCCCGAGCCCGCCGACGUGACCGGCGCACGUAAACUGCCCACAGCCGAGGAGUUGUCGGAAGCGCUCAAAGUUGAUGUGUACGAUCGCGAAGGCAAGACAAAGACGUUGGGCGAACUGGUCAAAGGCCAGAGGACUGUAUUGGUGUUCACUCGGCAUUUCUUUCUCAUCAUAGGAUGCGGCUCCUACCAGCCCAUCGACACCUAUGCUGCCAACACUUCGUCCAAAUACCCCAUCUACACUGAUCCAAGCCUUCAGCUGCACAAACUCUUCCAGUUCAAGUCCAACCUAGCUGAAGGCAAAGCCGGUGAUGAACAGCGAGACUACAUGCGCAACGCGGGCAGCACGAUGUCCAGGAUUUUUGGUGGCAUCAAGGGCGCGUUGGGAAACCUGCAACAUGUGAACUCUGUGGGACCAAAGGCACUAAAUGGUGGUGAGGUGGUUCUAUCGGCUGAUGGUGAAUGCGAGUACAUGUACCGCAUGCAGAACACGGUUGAUCACACCAACAUCUCAGAGCUUGCGAAGCUGGUUGGAGCUGAGUAUACCCCAGUGAGCAGCGAAGAGGGUAAAGAGCAGGCUGGCAAUGGCCCAACGUCGUAG